CAGAGGAAUAUGUGGCCGUGUGGUUUUAUUUAGAUGGACUGUUGGCAGGAGUGUACAUCAGAGGAAGCCAAAAGCCAACUGGAAUAGUUCCUGAAUGUGGUUUUAAUCUUGUUUGCAAUUACACUGAAGGGGAGAAACCAUCUGAAUCAGAAUUAAGAUGCUCUGGUUUCAAGGAAAUAGCAUGCAACUUGCCAAAUGCUCCUUUGGACUCUUCUUGAGAAAUUUCUCUGCCUCUAAGACAACUCUGCCUGUGCUGACCUUAUUCACAAAGGAUCCGUGCCCCCUUUGUGAGGAAGCCAAGGAAGUACUCAAACCUUAUAAAAACAGGUUCAUUUUACAGGAGGUGGACAUCACACUUCCAGAAAACUCUGCUUGGUAUGAAAGGUAUAAAUUUGACAUUCCUGUCUUUCAUUUGAAUGGCCAGUUUCUGAUGAUGCAUCGAAUAAACACCUCAAAACUUGAAAAACAGCUCCUGAAACUUGAGCAGCAAAGAGCUGGAGGCUGACUAGUGCCCUCAUGAUUUUCAACCUCUUUCCAUAAAGAACCUUUCUGAAGAAAUGUCCGCGGCCUCACACUCCUUAUGUCACUUUCACAGAACCCUAAGGAUGUUCUGAACUCAGUGGUGCCAAAUAAAUGUUGAAGUUCCUCUUGUGAUUGAUGGAAGUACCAAUGCAGGAACUGUUUACUUAUUGGCAUUUUAUAAAAUAAGAGGAGUGUAUUGGCAGGGAGGGAGAUGAUGGAGGGAGGGAGAAAUCCAUUUGUCUUACCUAUUCCUGUUGUAUUAACGUAGGAGCACUUCAGUCAUUGGGCAGUGCUGUGUGUAGGAAGAAGGCUCCGCAUUCUUGCUGCUGCCCAGGAGGACUUAACUUUUUAACGAAGGAAUAAAUGCUCUUCCACUCAGUAGAUAAAGUGAAAUGUGAAUUGUUAAUAACUGUUCACAGUCAAUAAAGGGAUGUUUUAGUGAA
Molecule: messenger RNA, 965 nt
Organism: Propithecus coquereli (Coquerel's sifaka)
Lineage: Eukaryota; Metazoa; Chordata; Mammalia; Primates; Indriidae
Product: chromosome unknown open reading frame, human C5orf63
Exons: 5
Coding region: 158-505 (115 amino acids)
Source: RefSeq, a predicted model, not a curated record